Asparagus officinalis (garden asparagus) is the source of this 1226-nucleotide messenger RNA. RefSeq names its product protein translation factor SUI1 homolog. NCBI's taxonomy places the organism in Eukaryota, Viridiplantae, Streptophyta, Magnoliopsida, Asparagales, Asparagaceae. Gene Ontology annotation, molecular function: translation initiation factor activity; RNA binding. The coding region runs from base 182 to 523 and encodes 113 amino acids. The transcript is spliced from 5 exons. The record is from RefSeq and is a predicted model, not a curated record. Gene Ontology annotation, biological process: translational initiation.
CAUUACUGUUUAUAAAUAAACCAGAGGGCACGGUCCUUGACUUCACGUGUCUCCCGUUCUCACGCUUGGUGAAAUCUCGUGCUGGGGUUUCUGUUCUUGCUUACUCGAAUCUGAGUGUCAGCUCUUGAGCAUAUAGAGGAGUAAAGAAGCAAUCAAGUGUAACCCGGAAAGUCAAGAGUUCAUGUCUGAUCUCGACGUUCAGAUUCCCACUACUUUUGAUCCUUUUGCUGAGGCAAAUGCUGAUGACUCUGGUGCUGGAAGCAAGGAGUAUGUGCAUGUGCGCGUACAGCAGCGCAACGGUAGGAAGAGUCUGACAACUGUGCAGGGAUUGAAGAAAGAGUUUAGCUACAGCAAGAUCCUCAAGGAUCUCAAGAAGGAGUUCUGCUGUAAUGGUACUGUUGUCCAGGAUCCAGAGUUGGGCCAGGUCAUUCAACUCCAAGGUGAUCAGAGGAAGAACGUUUCAACUUUCCUUGUUCAGGCGGGCAUUGUGAAGAAGGAACACAUCAAAAUCCAUGGUUUCUAAGUAAUUACCUGCAAAGAAGUCACCACGAUAGAAGACUGUGAUACAGCAACUAGCAGCUUUUAGAUAUAUUAGGUUUUCUAGUAAAUGCUUGAACUUGCCAGUUUCUGAGUUUGCAGUGGAGUUUCUGAGGUUGUAAUACAAUGCUUGAAUUUACCGGACCUUCAGUAGUUUAUGCUAGAACUUUGCGUUCCAGAUUAUGUUCCCUGCCAGUUUCGUAGUGUUGCUCAAAUUUCUAGUUCUUAAUUGUUUUUUUUCGUCAAGGUCGUUUUUUUUAACCCAAUGUCACAGUGAGAUGGUGAUUUAGUGGAGCAAAGGUAAUUUGUAGAGGAUGUCUUGGUCAUGAUGCUAUCUGGCAUUGCUGAUUGGCGAGCUCUCCCGCUAUCAUCAAAUUAUCAUUGAUGUGAUCCCCUAUUUGUGAUUUCUCACUGGUGUUGCUAUGCUAGUUGGAUGGUUACCGAAGAUGUUGAGGUUUGGAAUCUCUGGAUGAUUAUUAAGGGUGUUAGCUCCAGGCUCAAUCUUCAACAAAUGCUGUCAAUUUAACAGUUCUAUUGUGGCAGCCAAGUAUUGGGAAUGGUAAUGCAAUGUGAACGUUUGUUAGGAAGCUCAUACAAGGUAACAUUGAGGACUUGUACCUCCUGGUGAAUGGAGAAUCACAAUGCUGCUAUGUUUUUGAGGAUUAUCGAGUGGAUUUAUUUAUUCCUCA